Schistocerca serialis cubense is the source of this 633-nucleotide messenger RNA. Its product is annotated as glutamic acid-rich protein-like. Lineage: Eukaryota; Metazoa; Arthropoda; Insecta; Orthoptera; Acrididae. The record is from RefSeq and is a predicted model, not a curated record. The transcript has 3 exons. Bases 1 to 633 code for a protein of 210 amino acids.
AUGGCUACAAGUUCUCGUUAUCACUCGUACACUGCUAAAGAAAAAGUGAAAAUUAUUGAAGAAGCUGAGAAUAUGGGAAACCGUGCAGCAGGAAGAAAGUACAAUGUGAAAUGCGGGGUAUGUGAAGGUGAGGCAGAUGCAUCGUUGGAGUCUUUUACAAGCCAGGGAAGGGGAAAAGAAAAUGAGCAAGAAGAGAGAGUGCUGAAGAAUGCAGAGACAGGAAACAAGAUGGCAGAGGUGAAGGUAGAGGAGCCAGAAGCGGAGGAAGAUCAGACGGAGGGAGAGGAGCUAGAGAAGGAGGAAUUGGAUGAGUUCAUUUUGGACAUUGAGAUAAAGGAGAACAAGGUGAAGGUAGAGGAGCCAGAAGCAGAGGAAGAUCAGACGGAGGGAGAGGAGCUAGAGAGGGAGGAAUCGGAUGAGUUCAUUGUGGACAUUGAGAUAAAGGAGAACAAGGUGAAGGUAGAGGAGCCAGAAGCAGAGGAAGAUCAGACGGAGGGAGAGGAGCUAGAGAGGGAGGAAUCGGAUGAGUUCAUUGUGGACAUUGAGAUACAGGAGAACAAGGUGAAGGAGAAGACAGUUUCUUUCAAGACUUCAUAUUCAGGUACAAAACAGAAUGGAAGUGAAUUGAGGUAA